Molecule: messenger RNA, 1629 nt
Organism: Rotaria sordida
Lineage: Eukaryota; Metazoa; Rotifera; Eurotatoria; Philodinida; Philodinidae
Source: the annotation of a GenBank genome assembly
AUGCUAAACGUCAUCUUUUCAACAAUGUUUUUCAAUACUUUAACACCAAAAUUUUAUGUUGCACUUACUGGUACAUCAUCAUUAAUCUCCGGUCUUAUUUUAAUAUUUGAAUGGUGGUAUUUUAAAAGAUAUGGUACAUCAUUUAUAGAACAAGUAUCUAUAAAUCAUUUAACACCAAUUUUAAAUGGUAGUGAAUCAAAUAAUUCUUCACUAACAAAUAAUGAUUUAUCAUUACCAUCAUCAUCAUCAUCAUUAAUGAAUGGUUGUAAUAAUGGAAAUAGUUGUAGUAAUUCAAUGGGAAAUAGUUGUUUAUCAAAUGGUAUUGAUUCAACAACACCGGUGACUGGUACAAAUGAAUGUAAAGUAUGGAAAAAUCCAUGUGCAUUAUUUCGUGGAGCUGAAUAUCAACGUUUAACACAAUAUAAUGGUAAAGAACCAUUAACAUUUCAUGAUAUGAAUUUAUCUGCUCAAGAACAUCAAACAUUUUUUUCUUGUGAACUUGAUGAAGGAAAACCUGAAUAUGACAUGAUGCAACGUGCAUGGCGUGAACGAACACCAUCAAUACGUAUUCAAUUAGCUCAUGAUGCAUUAGAAAAAAAUUCUGAAUGUACACCAGCAUUAAUCCUUCUAGCUGAAGAAGAAGCAACAACAAUAAUUGAAGUUGAACGUAUAUUAAAACAAGCAUUAAAAUGUGCAGAAAAUGCUUAUAGAAAAUCACAACAAUUACUUGAACAAGGUCAUAAUCAAGAUAUUGUACAUAAACGUAAUACAAAUAUAUUAAUUUAUGUUAAACGACGUUUAGGAAUGUGUGCAAGAAAAUUGGGUAAAUUACGUGAAGCAACGAAAAUUUUUCGUGAUCUAGUGAAAGAAUUUCCGAUGAUGUCAGUUUUUAAUAUACAUGAAAAUCUUAUUGAAGUUUUACUUGCACUUCAAAAUUAUCCAGAUGUACAGGGCGUACUUGCCAAAUAUGAUGAUAUUAGUUUACCAAAAUCAGCUACUAUUUGUUAUACAGCUGCUUUACUGAAAGCUAGAGCGGUUGCUGCCACAUUUUCACCCGAUGUAGCAAGUAAACGUGGUUUAACUGCAACAGAAAUGUCUGCUGUUGAAGCAAUACAUCGAGCUGUAGAAUUCAAUCCACAUGUACCUAAAUAUUUAUUAGAAAUGAAAAGUUUAAUAUUACCACCUGAACAUAUUCUUAAACGUGGUGAUUCAGAAGCAAUAGCUUAUGCUUUUUUUCAUUUACCACAUUGGCGUCGUGUUGAAGGUGCAUUAAAUUUAUUACAUUGUACAUGGGAAGGAACAUUUCGUAUGAUACCAUAUCCAUUAGAAAAAGGACAUCUAUUUCAUCCAUAUCCAACGUGUACCGAAGCAGCCGAUAGAGAAUUAUUACCUGCAUUUCAUGACGUAUCUGUUUUUCCGAAAAAAGAAUUACCAUUUUUUAUUUUAUUUACUGCUGGUUUGUGUUCAGGCACAGCUAUGCUUGCUUUGCUUACUCAUCAAUAUCCAGAAAUAGCUGCUUAUAUAGCUCGUCUUUUUCUUAAUUGGUUCAAUGUACCUAUACAAUAUUUGACGGAUAAAAUUGAAUCAAUACUUCCGUCGAAUCUCUUUCAACAAUUGGCAAAAAUUUGA